UCUUCAAAGCGACAUGACUGCAGAUAUUUCCAAGACGAAUCGACCCUCUCCAAACUGUACGUCAUGUCAGUCGGUCCGCUCCCCACUAUGGUAUAAAUAGACACAAUGUCGGUGAUCAAUCUUUGUUCAUGUCAAUAGAAGCUGACACCGGGCCACGGAAUUGGUCAAAUGCUGCCACCAUUCGCCAUAAUUAAUAACCCUCUGUAUUCUGGUUGCCUUCCGGAUCUGCUUUUGGAGCAACAUGCCCGGGCUCACUAAGUUCAAUGUCCAUCGACGAGGAGAAGAAAUCAGAAUCCUUCACAGAAAAUGUGGCUGUGGUGUCGAAUAACGCUGAUGACUCCAUGCUGUUGACAUUGGACGCCAGAAAAGCGGGAGAGCGGGCACUGGUGCGCAAAUUAGAUCGCCGGCUGAUGCCCACUGCUGUGAUCAUAUACCUCUUGAACUACAUCGACCGUGUCGCCAUUACUGCUGCACGGCUGCAGGGUUUAGAGGCAGACCUCGGUUUGUCAACCGUUCAGUAUGAAACUAUUCUGGCUAUUCUCUAUGUAACGUAUUGCCCGGCACAAAUACCCUCGAAUAUGAUUUUGAGUUAUAUUUCACGACCAUCACUUUAUAUCGGGGCCUGCGUUGUUGGAUGGGGUCUUACAAGUGCUUUAACUGGGGCCACAACGAACUUUGCGGGCAUCAUGGCUUGUCGUGUAUUCAUUGGUCUUCCCGAGGCUGCAUUUUAUCCUGGAGUCAUGUAUCUACUCUCGCGGUGGUAUACCAGCAAGGAGCUUGCCGUGAGGUCGGCCUGGUUCUAUGUUGGGCUUCUAAUCUCGAAUGCAUUCGGAAGUUUAAUUGCAGCUGGAAUUCUUGCAAAUAUGCAAGGCAAACUGGGACUUUCAGCCUGGAGAUGUGUCCCUCAUAACACUCGAUGGCUUAACGCAGCAGAGCGCCGCUUGGCUCAAGUUCGUCUCGCCGAAGAUGCAGGAGAGGCCGAUAAGGAUGCCGAUGACCUCACCAUUUACGAUGGCUUGGUGCUGGCUAUCAAGGAUCCAAAGACCAUCAUUUUCAUGUUCAUGAGCUGCUCGCAACUUCUGGGCCUGAGUUACAUCAACUUCUUCCCCACCUUGACUGCUACGCUUGGUUUCAACAAUACAAUUACAUUUUUGAUGGCGGCUCCUCCAUGGGUAUUGGCGUCAGCCUGUUGCGUACUCAACGCAUGGCAUGCAGAUAGGACUGGGGAGCGUUUCUUCCACAUCGCUAGCUGGUGGUGGGUGGUCAUCAUCGGAUACAUCGUCUCGCUAUGCACCAUGGCUACGGGCGGGCGAUAUUUUUCCUUGUUCCUCAUGACCACUGGGUAUUGUGGAUUUGCCUUGACAUUGACCUGGGUUUCAAACGCCAUUCCUCGUCCUCCAGCAAAACGCUCUGUAGCUAUGGGACUUGUCAAUGGGUUUGGAAACCUCGGUAACAUGAUGGGCUCAUACGUCUGGAAUGCCGCAUGGGGUCCUGAGUACCAUCAAUCCAUGAUUAUAGCAUUGUGCAGUCUCGUUUUUUCCACAUUCCUGGGCUUGCUAAUGCGGUGGAUAUUAAUCAAGGAGAAUAAGAAAAUGGAUAUGGAUGAGAAGCAAAUAAUGGAAGGCCCUGGACGCGAACGUAUUGAGGAGGCUGCUAGAUUGGAAGGAAUUUCAUUCGAAGAGGCUAUGAAAAGAAGGAAGGGCUUCAG
Messenger RNA from Suillus paluster, 1708 nucleotides. Its product is annotated as major facilitator superfamily domain-containing protein. Gene Ontology annotation, molecular function: transmembrane transporter activity. The transcript has 20 exons. The record is from RefSeq and is a predicted model, not a curated record. The annotation marks the transcript as partial. Lineage: Eukaryota; Fungi; Basidiomycota; Agaricomycetes; Boletales; Suillaceae. Gene Ontology annotation, biological process: transmembrane transport. Gene Ontology annotation, cellular component: membrane.